GGUCCCACUACCUCCUGACUCAUUCAACAUAACAUAGGCAAUAAUUUCUCUUAACAGCCUUGCAAGGAAUCAUUGGCAGGAGGGACGUCCAUUCAAGAAGACAACGUUUCCCCCUCCACCUCUCACCAAUCAAUUUUUUUGCUCUCCUUUGUAUAUAACCACCUAUUAUUCCCUUCAUCCCCACCUCACCAAAAUGGCUUCAAUGUGGACUUCUAUUUUAGUUUGCCUCUGUUUUCAACUAGCCAUUACAAAUGCACAAGCACCGGCGGCUUCACCUUCCACUUUGCCAACCACCACACCGUCAACUUCAACUACUGCACCACCACCUGUGACCGCCACAACUGCACCAACACAGGCACCUGUCACUGCAACUACACCCCCACCUGCAACAACUCCUACAUCUUCACCAGCUCCAAAAGUUGCACCCGAUACAAGCCCAUCAGUCCCACCCCCUCAAGUUCCACCACCACAGCCACCACAAACUGCUCCAAUCACGGCUCCAAUACAACCACCGACAUUGCCACCCACUCCUACUUCAUCACCACCACAGGUACCUCCUGCACCAGCCCAAGCACCGCCAGCACCAGCACCGCCACCAGCCAAGGAAGCACCAGUACCUGCACCUGCAAGUGCACCACAAACACCAGCACCAGUUACUUUGCCACCAGCUCCAGCAUCUGCACCAAUUACUUUGCCACCAGCUCCAGCGCCAGCUCCCAGCAAGCACAAGAAGAGAAGGCAGAGACACAAGCACAAGAAGCACCAUGCACCAGCUCCAGCACCAACUGUCCCAAGCCCCCCGCUGCCCCCUGCAGUACUAGAUACAGAAGACACACCAGCACCUUCACCAAGUCUUGAUUUGAAUGGAGGAGAUUCACUGCUUGCAAGAGCAAGGUCUAGCAUUUGGGCAAGCUCUGGAUUAGCUAUUGCCAUUUUGCUCACAGUGUCAGGCUACAAUUUCUAGAGAUCUUACAAGAGCCAUGGAACAAUUUUCAUAAUUCAAGAAGAUUAUUUCCUUUGUACAACAUAAGAUCAACUAAAAAUUCAUAUAGAUAGAUAGAUAUUAAUAAUAAAAAGGAUGCAGAAUC
Molecule: messenger RNA, 1088 nt
Organism: Rubroshorea leprosula
Lineage: Eukaryota; Viridiplantae; Streptophyta; Magnoliopsida; Malvales; Dipterocarpaceae
Source: the annotation of a GenBank genome assembly